Talaromyces atroroseus is the source of this 987-nucleotide messenger RNA. Its product is annotated as Multidrug resistance protein 1B. Gene Ontology annotation, cellular component: membrane. The transcript is spliced from 3 exons. The coding region runs from base 1 to 987 and encodes 328 amino acids. The record is from RefSeq and is a predicted model, not a curated record. Gene Ontology annotation, molecular function: ATP hydrolysis activity; ATP binding; ATPase-coupled transmembrane transporter activity. NCBI's taxonomy places the organism in Eukaryota, Fungi, Ascomycota, Eurotiomycetes, Eurotiales, Trichocomaceae. Gene Ontology annotation, biological process: transmembrane transport.
AUGUACGCACUGACUCAAACUGCUUAUUAUGCCUGCAUGGCGCUUAGUUUCUGGUACGGCGGCACACUCAUCCUCUCUGGCGAGUAUAGUCUCUUCAAGACAGUUUCUAUUCAGUCUGCCAUGCUCCUCAGUGCCUACUCUGCUGGGUUGGCCGCUGCUUCCCUUCAAGAUCUCCUGGCUCAGAAAUCUGCAAUCAACCCACUUUCAACAGUCGGUGUCGACCCUGGUGCCAUCCAAGGCCACAUAGAGUUUGACUCAGUCAGUUUUACGUACCUUUCGCGCCCUAAUCAUCUCGUCUUGAAGAAUUUAAGUCUGACGAUUCCCGCUGGCGCGAAUGUUGCAUUCGUUGGCACUACUGGGUCCGGGAAAAGCACCAUUGUGUCGCUAAUCGAGCGCUUCUAUGACCCUACCAGCGGAUCAGUGCUUGUUGACUCCAAACCCAUUCAGUCUUUCCGCAUGUACGACUACAGGAAGCGCAUCGGUCUUGUGAGCCAGGAUCCCAUUCUAUACAGCGGAACCGUCAAGUCGAACUUGACCAUCGGGCUAGAUGACGACGAAAAACCCACCGACGAGGCAAUUGAGAAAGCCUGCAAAGAAGCGAAUAUCUACGACUUUAUAUCCAGUCUCCCGGACGGAUUCAAUACGGAAGUAGGGAGCCGGGGUAGCCAACUCAGCGUUGGACAGAAGCAAAGAGUCGCGCUGGCCCGAGCAUUGCUUCGACAGCCAAUGAUUCUACUCCUGGAUGAAGCGACUUCCGCGUUGGAUUCACAGUCAGAAUCAGGCAUCCAGCAAGCACUUGAUAAAUUGAAGAAGGGGUGCACGACAAUUACCAUUGCCCACCGGUUGAGCACGAUUGUCAACGCGGAUCGAAUCUACGUGAUUGACGACGGCACCGUUGUCGAACAUGGGACUCAUACCCAGCUGAUGGCGAUGAAGAGCAAGUAUUAUAGGCUUUAUACGGCAAGCAAGAGUGGUCAGACUCUAUAG